Messenger RNA from Ramularia collo-cygni, 765 nucleotides. RefSeq lists its product as uncharacterized. Bases 1 to 765 code for a protein of 254 amino acids. NCBI's taxonomy places the organism in Eukaryota, Fungi, Ascomycota, Dothideomycetes, Mycosphaerellales, Mycosphaerellaceae. The transcript has a single exon. The record is from RefSeq and is a predicted model, not a curated record.
AUGGAGCUCGCCGGCGCAAAGAAUCCGCACAUUCACGCAGCACACGCACUAUUCCGGUUGAUGGACUUGCCCAACGAGCUCAUCUAUCGCGUACUCAACUAUACCGCCUCGAUCAGCACCAAAGACCAUCCCAUCGUCAUCGGUUCGGUCCGGAAACGCAACAACCCCCAAGGAUCAUAUCAUCCACAAAAAUACAACGCAAGUGACGAGCGACUCUUCGGGCCGCCCAUCGCAAAAACCUGUCGCUUCCUACGAACAGAAAGCCUCAAAAUCUUCCCGGCCUCCAACUACUUCACGCUCGACGGACGCCGUCUCUGGGAUGUAAGUGCCAUGACACGAUGGCUUGUCCGUCUCUCCGACGAGCAGCUUCGAACACUCGGCGCCAUCCCUACUAAUAUCAUCCACCCUCCGUAUGACUUCUCCGUGGAUACAUCUAAAGAUGAACGAUUCAAAAAGAAUCAAAGCCCUUCUUUUUGGAGCGACGAUGAAUGGCCUUGGGGCAUGCAGUUUGCUCUUGGGUUUAUGAGAGAUAUGAUUUUCCCUUUGCAUGCCUUUUUAACCCAGGCGGGGUAUCGUACGUAUGUUAGUAUAGAGUCUGGGAGAUUGGUCCUACAWGGCAAACCUCUUGAAUGCAAAUUUGGGCUGCUGUUGGUUAGGUUGGCGGGUGAAAUUCCGGAUGCGACCAAGUGGCUUCUUCUUCAAGAUGCGCGGGCUAGUAUGAUGCCGGAUUGGAAUAUUCAGAGGGCGAAGUGGUGGGGGGUUUGA